ACUCACAAUUUCUCUCUCUCUCUCUCGUUCUCACAAGAUCAAGAAUAUCAAGAAACAAGAUCACUUCUCAAUCCUCGAAGAUGACAUUGAGCAGAGUUCAUCAACAAGUUAUUGCAUUUCCUGCUGUCAAUACUGCUCCGGUGGGUUACUUGCCUGAUCCAGCUUCCAUCAACAAGCUUCAAAUCCCAACUUCUUCAAAGGUUUCGAUGCUUCAAAAGAAGAAAACCGAUAGCUUCACAAACGGAGCAAGAGAUCAGGACAAGUUAGGACCCAAGCUAACCGAAACAGUAAAGAGAAAGCUAUCCUUGGGAGCUAAGAUCCUUCAAAUGGGAGGCUUAGAGAAGAUCUAUAAGCGACUCUUCAAGGUCUGCGAUAAAGAGAAACUCUUCAAGGCGUACCAAUGUUACCUAUCGACAACAGAAGGUUCCAUUGCGGGCCUGCUCUUCAUCUCAUCAAAGAAGAUUGCCUUCUGUAGCGAAAGAUCGAUCAAGGUGACUUCUCCUCAAGGAGAUCUCACUAGGGUUCACUACAAAGUCUCAAUCCCCUUGUGCAAGAUCAAUGGAGUGAACCAGAGUCAGAACACGAAGAAACCAUCUCAGAGGUACCUAGAAGUAGUCACAGUCGAUAACUAUGACUUCUGGUUCAUGGGAUUCGUGAGCUACCAGAAAGCUUUCAACUGUCUCGAGAAAGCGCUAAACGAGGAUGAGCAAUAAACGGAGGAGCUACUAAUUAGUGCAUGGUGGAAAAAGAAAUAUAUCAUUUCUAUUUUCACCUGUUUCAAUCAGGGAAUGUUAGGAGAGAACCUAGUAGAGACUGACAAUAUUGUUUGUACAAACUCAAUUCUUAUUUUCAUUGUAUUUUGCUUUUUGGUUUCUAUUGUAGAAACGAGAAAGAAAUUAAUAUACUUAGCCGAUUUCAUCAGUUUUCCUUAAUAAAUAGUUUUCUUUUGCACCAAAUUACAUGUCAAAAGAAGUGUCAUGGUACUACUUAUACGAAAAGUAACAACGAAC
Messenger RNA from Arabidopsis thaliana (thale cress), 1010 nucleotides. RefSeq names its product GRAM domain-containing protein / ABA-responsive protein-like protein. The coding region runs from base 81 to 713 and encodes 210 amino acids. The record is from RefSeq and is marked reviewed. The transcript has a single exon. NCBI's taxonomy places the organism in Eukaryota, Viridiplantae, Streptophyta, Magnoliopsida, Brassicales, Brassicaceae.